AUGCUUAAUGAUGCUUGGAAUGCCGCUCCUCAGAUUCAGGAAUAUCUUAAGAUGAAUCAUAUCUUACCUCCUUUUACUGACCAAGACUGGAAUCAGCUUGGACAAAUCCGGAUAGUCCUUGCAGAGUUUGAUAGAUAUAUACUGGAGCUAUCUACUGAUAUUCCACAAAUCAGUCAAUCUUUGGCUAUCUACUAUCAACUCUUUGAUCUUCUUCAAGAAGUUCAGGAGAGGGAGGGAAAGUUCAAGGACUUUGACGCAGAUGUCGCUAAUGCAGCUAAGAGCGCCAUGAGGAAAUACGACAAGUACUAUACUCUUAUGGAUGAUUUAUGCGAUAUUCUCUAUAUUACAAUGCUCUUGGAUCCUCGGUUUAAGAAACUUGUUCUUGAGCAUGAGUUACGGGAUGAAGCUCAGGAUAUUAUUACUGCUAUGCAAGAGCAGCUUGAGAUCCAGUAUCCUAUAACUCAUAAGCCUGAACUUUUUAUAGCUUCAGAAGAACCAGGACCAUCAGUCACGUUGCAAAAUCCGGAUAAGACCAUAGUAUCAGAGAUGAUAAGUAAGAUCAAGGCAAAGUCGCAAAAAUCUGCAGAAAAGCCCUCUGAUAUUGCACGAUAUCUCAACUCUGAUGUUGUGGAAUUUGACGAGAAGAAGAGAGAUUGGAUUUACACAUGGUGGAGAGGUCAUAUAGAUGAAUAUCCACGCAUGGCAGCGGCUGCACGGGAUUAUUUAGCUGUUCCAGCAGCAGAGGUUAAUAUUGAGAGACUAUUCAACACUGGACGGGAUCUUCUUGGAUUACGGAGGUGGUCUUUGAGCAGCGGAACCAUGAGGAAGCUUCUUAUACUGAAAGAUUCUCUUUGUAAACGUGGGACCUGUGAAUUCCCGCUUCCGGUUAGUUUUGCCGUUGGCGGCCUAGCGCUCCCGUACGCCGUAUUGUCACCGCCGCCGUCCCGAAUCCGCGACUAUAUAAACCCCAUCCCUCGCCAUUUUAACCUCGCGCCCUUUUACUUCUGCAUUUUCCUCUCGGUUGCUGGGGUUAUCGUUCUCACCGGUCCAGCUGAUCUCCAGCUGGUCUCCACCAUCGUCGCAUUCACCGUCGCAAUGCACGGCCAAGCCAUCGCGCCAUCUCUCCACUCUUGGUAUCACUUUCCAAGUUUUUGUGAGCUCGUGUAG
Messenger RNA from Talaromyces stipitatus ATCC 10500, 1167 nucleotides. RefSeq lists its product as uncharacterized. Gene Ontology annotation, molecular function: protein dimerization activity. The transcript is spliced from 2 exons. Bases 1 to 1167 code for a protein of 388 amino acids. The record is from RefSeq and is a predicted model, not a curated record. NCBI's taxonomy places the organism in Eukaryota, Fungi, Ascomycota, Eurotiomycetes, Eurotiales, Trichocomaceae.